AUGGCUGAUUAUGACCUCAUACCUUACGAAGACGAUGAACUGUUUCAAGAAAAAAACGAUAGCGUCACAGAUCUACACGCGUAUUACAUGUCACAGUUUACUCUGGAACUAGAAAAUAGUAAACCUAAACCGAAAAAUGAUUUUAGAUACAACGUUGAACCGAAAAAUGAUAACUUUAGGUUUGGAGUCGAAGAAAGCUUCGAUUUCGAAGUUCUCGAAGGAUGGAAUAACACUGAUAGCAAUAAAACAGAUUUCGAAAUCAUAGAUGAAGUCAUAGACAGUAAUAUUAAUGAUCAAAACAUUAAAGAGGUGCUUUUAGAUUUAGAUAAUAUAGAAUUUGAUGAUAGCAGUUUCAAAUCCGAUUCAUGCGAUAGUAAUAAGAAAAAUGAAUGUCAUUAUAAUAAUGAUUAUAUUGAUGAUGAAUCAUUAAUCGAUGAGCUAUGUAGAGAAGAUGGAGAGUCACGUUUAACACCUGAAACAUUUAAUGAUGAUUAUUUAAAAACAAUGUCUAACGAAAACUUAUUGCCAUCGAUUGAAACUGCGUUUUCUAAACGCUAUUGUAAUUAUAACAACACUGACGAAAGUCCUAUACAGCAGAAUGUAUAUGAUGUUAAUGCAAGUCAGCCUACAAGUAAUACUCAAGCUAUAAGCAGUAUGGAACAUUACAGUUACCCAAACAAUAUACUGUAUAAUAUAGACAGUGAUAAGAAUUAUAUACUACCUGAUACACCAACUAGCUGCACAGAGUUUAACUUCGAUAGGAAUUCUAGAACAGUCUCAGUUUCAGAUUCUGUAGAAAGCGAUGUACAUAGCGGAGGUUAUUAUGAUGAAAAUUCUGAAAACUUUGAUGAAGAUGAACUGUUUAUUAAUUUGGAUGAUUUUGGAUUGGUUUUUGAAAGAGAAAAUGAAGGGGUUGACAAUGAUAGAGCUGGAUUAAAUAAUGGAAGAACGGACAAGGAUAAAUCGCAAGGUGAAAGGGUAUGCCUAUGGGAGCACUGCCACGAAAGAUAUCCAAAUCAGAACACCCUGGUGGAACAUAUUGAGAGGGCGCAUGUCAACACUUAUAAAGGGGAUGAAUUCAGCUGCCUAUGGCGUGAGUGCAUGCGCGCGCGCCGCCCAUUCAACGCGCGAUACAAGCUGCUCAUACAUAUGCGGGUGCAUUCUGGACAUAAGCCGAAUAGGUGCCAUCAUCCAGGGUGCGGAAAAGCGUUUUCCCGCUUAGAAAACCUCAAAAUCCAUGUGCGUUCCCACACAGGCGAAAGGCCAUAUGCGUGUCCUGCUCCUCAUUGCAGGAAGGCCUUCUCCAACUCCUCAGAUAGAGCCAAGCAUCAGAGGACGCAUUUUAAUGCUAGGCCGUAUGCCUGCGGUGCCAUAGGCUGCGGUAAGCGCUACACCGACCCAUCCUCUCUACGGAAGCAUGUAAAGUCGCAUCCCCACGUGACAGCAUCGCCGCGACCCUGCCUCCCCCCCACCAGACCAAUCAGACGGCCCGAGGAACAGCUGGUGCCAAGUUCACCAGCCAAGCUAACUACAUUGAGGUGUAUUCGAGAUAAACUGACAGUGCCUAAAUUGCAAAAGAUGUAA
Messenger RNA from Maniola jurtina (meadow brown), 1584 nucleotides. Its product is annotated as zinc finger protein 479-like. Gene Ontology annotation, molecular function: RNA polymerase II cis-regulatory region sequence-specific DNA binding; DNA-binding transcription factor activity, RNA polymerase II-specific. The record is from RefSeq and is a predicted model, not a curated record. Gene Ontology annotation, cellular component: nucleus. Gene Ontology annotation, biological process: regulation of transcription by RNA polymerase II. NCBI's taxonomy places the organism in Eukaryota, Metazoa, Arthropoda, Insecta, Lepidoptera, Nymphalidae. The transcript has 5 exons. Bases 1 to 1584 code for a protein of 527 amino acids.